AUGUAUCUAGAAGCUGCCAACAACAACAAGGCCUCGACAGCCUUCAAGUUUCUUCUGUCUUCACGUGAGAAAAAUGGUUUGCCGUCCAGGGUCAGAGGUGAUCAAGGUGUGGAGAACCUAGAUAUUGCACAGCUCAUGUUUACUGUGCAAGGAACUGAUAGAGGAAGUUUCAUCUCUGGUAGGAGUGUCCACAAUCAGAGGAUUGAGAGAUUGUGGCGAGAUGUAUGGAUGGCUGUAACAAAAAACUAUUAUGAGGUCCUGCACAGUCUGGAAGAGGAUGGGCUACUAGACAUCUCAAAUACAUUGCACAUCUUCCUGGUGCACUUCGUUUUCCUUCCCCGGCUUGACAGAGACCUCCAAACUUUUACCGAGGGUUGGAACAAUCACCCUCUACGCACAGAGGGUAACAUGACACCCCAGCAGUUGUGGGACUUAGGACUGCUGCACAACAGAACAAAUGGGGAUGUAAAUGAACAUCCAGACCUCAACAUAGAUUGGGAGAGUGCUUUACACCAUGUUGAGACUGAUCAGCAAACCGGACUGGUUGUUCCGGAAUUCCCCUCUCCUCUAAAUGACCAUGAAAUGAUAGAGCUUCAAGCCAUUGUGGAUCCCACAGCCCCUUCUGACUCCUAUGGUCGAGACAUAUUCUGUCGCUGUAUUCAGAUCUUCCAGUAAAU
This is a messenger RNA of Cyprinodon tularosa, 677 nucleotides long. RefSeq lists its product as uncharacterized. Lineage: Eukaryota; Metazoa; Chordata; Actinopteri; Cyprinodontiformes; Cyprinodontidae. The transcript is spliced from 5 exons. The record is from RefSeq and is a predicted model, not a curated record. The coding region runs from base 1 to 675 and encodes 224 amino acids.